Messenger RNA from Nannospalax galili (Upper Galilee mountains blind mole rat), 1603 nucleotides. RefSeq names its product ribonucleic acid export 1 (gene Rae1). The transcript is spliced from 12 exons. Gene Ontology annotation, biological process: RNA export from nucleus; transcription-dependent tethering of RNA polymerase II gene DNA at nuclear periphery. The record is from RefSeq and is a predicted model, not a curated record. Gene Ontology annotation, molecular function: ubiquitin binding; RNA binding. Gene Ontology annotation, cellular component: nuclear pore. Bases 141 to 1277 code for a protein of 378 amino acids. Lineage: Eukaryota; Metazoa; Chordata; Mammalia; Rodentia; Spalacidae.
CUUCCGGGCGAUCCCGGAAGUAGUUCGUGGAGCACGCACAGUACUCCCGUAGCAAUAAGACGGUAUCCUCCGGCUGAAGGCGAGUCGGGCUCUGGGGUCUCCUUCCCUCGCUGUCUUGGCCCCGCGGCAGAGCAGCCAACAUGAGUCUGUUCGGAUCAACCUCUGGGUUUGGAACUGGCGGGACCAGCAUGUUUGGCAGCACAACGACAGAUAAUCACAACCCAAUGAAGGAUAUUGAAGUGACGUCUUCUCCUGACGAUAGCAUCGGCUGUCUGUCUUUCAGCCCACCAACCUUACCAGGGAACUUCCUUAUUGCAGGAUCAUGGGCUAAUGACGUUCGCUGCUGGGAGGUUCAAGACAGCGGGCAGACCAUUCCCAAAGCCCAACAGAUGCACACGGGGCCGGUGCUUGACGUCUGCUGGAGUGACGAUGGGAGCAAAGUAUUUACAGCAUCAUGCGAUAAGACAGCCAAGAUGUGGGACCUAAACAGUAACCAGGCCAUCCAGAUCGCACAGCAUGAUGCUCCUGUUAAAACCAUUCAUUGGAUCAAAGCCCCAAACUACAGCUGUGUGAUGACCGGGAGCUGGGAUAAGACUUUGAAGUCUCUUCCUCACCCUCCUCCUUGUUUUCAGUUUUGGGACACCCGGUCGUCAAACCCUAUGAUGGUCUUGCCACUUCCUGAGCGCUGUUACUGUGCCGAUGUGAUAUACCCAAUGGCUGUCGUGGCCACUGCAGAGAGGGGCCUAAUUGUCUAUCAGUUAGAGAAUCAGCCUUCAGAGUUCAGGAGGAUAGAGUCUCCACUGAAACACCAGCAUCGAUGUGUGGCUAUUUUUAAAGACAAACAGAACAAACCGACUGGUUUUGCCCUGGGGAGCAUCGAGGGGAGAGUUGCCAUUCAUUACAUCAACCCCCCAAACCCGGCCAAAGAUAACUUCACCUUCAAGUGCCAUCGAUCCAAUGGAACCAACACUUCAGCUCCUCAAGACAUUUAUGCGGUGAACGGAAUCGCCUUCCACCCCGUCCACGGCACCCUUGCAACUGUGGGGUCUGACGGGAGGUUCAGCUUCUGGGACAAAGACGCCAGGACAAAGCUAAAGACUUCAGAGCAGUUAGAUCAGCCCAUUGCAGCUUGCUGCUUCAACCACAAUGGAAACAUAUUCGCGUAUGCCUCCAGCUAUGACUGGUCCAAGGGACAUGAAUUUUAUAAUCCCCAAAAGAAAAAUUACAUUUUCCUGCGUAAUGCAGCUGAGGAGCUAAAGCCAAGGAACAAGAAGUAGUGAGCUGCGGGGGCCGGCGGGGCUUCCCUCCACUCCGCCUCAGCUGCACAAACUCGGGCCCUGGCCACGGUGGGCCUCUGGCUAUGGAUGUGGUCCACGCUGGAGGGAAGGACAUUCUUGCUCAGCAGGGAGCUGGCGAUUUGCUUCUCCGUCAUGCUCCCCACUGCAGCCUUCCUGUGACUCUAGGUGAUGGACAGAGUCUCACGGAAGUCAGAUCUUGUGGGUGCUGCUUCGUUCAGCAGUGUGUUGUAUUAGACAACGCUGGGAAGCUGUCUGUGCACCCUGUACUGUGUUUUACAAUAAAAUAUUUUGAGGUUGGCCCACUA